Messenger RNA from Siniperca chuatsi (mandarin fish), 4813 nucleotides. RefSeq names its product scavenger receptor class F, member 1 (gene scarf1). The coding region runs from base 497 to 3262 and encodes 921 amino acids. The transcript has 11 exons. Gene Ontology annotation, molecular function: scavenger receptor activity. NCBI's taxonomy places the organism in Eukaryota, Metazoa, Chordata, Actinopteri, Centrarchiformes, Sinipercidae. The record is from RefSeq and is a predicted model, not a curated record.
AACUAAAAGUGAUCAUGUGAUCAUCUAUGUACUGACUUUCGAGACUUAUAAGGAGGACGAAGGCGUUCUUCAUCAUGUCCUGGACUGUUAACAAUAGAUUCUGGGAAAAAGGGAACAUCAGGGGUGUGUGUUUGUGUUUGUAGUGUGUGCGGCGAGUUUUGUGAGUUAGUGUUCGACCAUCUUUAAAAAGCUCUGUCUGGCUGAAUAGAAGGAAGUGGCUCUGACUUCCCCAGGAAAUGGGAAGAGGAAACCCGGGGGCUUCGACCUCUCUGGCUGCAGUGGAGCCACAAGACGACUCACAGGAGAGGGAGAGAAGGGGAAGGAGGGAAGGGUGGAGGGUAGACAGAGAGAGAGAUACUGCCUUUCAUUGUGCGCCCUCCGUCUGGAAGGAGAACAAGUUGAGAGGAAAGAAAGAAGCCAGGAACAGACUGGACAUAAGAGACGUGAGACAGAAAGGUAUUUGGCUCCUGGUUUUGGGUUCGGGCUUUGUGUGGAGAUGAAUCUUCUCCUCGGAGCUCUGAGUGCUCUGCUCUGCUGCUCGUUGUCCUCCUCACACACACUGGAUCCUGCUGGUAGGAACGUCUGCCACAACAUCAGGGACCCCUCCACCCUGGUCUGUUGCACUGGAUGGCGUCAAGAGGGAAAAGAGUGCACUAUACCUGUGUGUGAGGGCGAGCAGGCCUGCCUAAAGAAUGAGAUCUGUGUGUAUCCUGGAGUGUGUCGAUGCCCACCUGGCUACUACGGAGCUCAAUGUAAAACACGCUGUCCUCCUGAGUUCUGGGCCUCAGACUGCCGCCAGGUGUGUCAGUGCCACCCACACGGCCGCUGUCACCCCGUCACCGGUGAGUGCACCUGCAACCCUAACCGCUGGGGUCCGCUGUGUCAGUAUGCCUGCAAGUGCGCCCGGCACGGCCACUGCCACCCCGUCCACGGAAACUGCACCUGCGACGAGGGCUGGUGGAUGCCGACCUGCUCCAAGCCUUGCCAGUGCGUCAGCGGGGGAUCUGUGGGCCCCGGCUGUGACCAGCUAACGGGCUGGUGUCAGUGCCACAGGGGCCACUGGGGGCUGAAAUGUCCCAUCACUUGCAACUGCUACCUGUCACCAUGUAAUCAGCGUACCGGUGUGUGUGUUUGCGAGGCAGGCUGGUGGGGACCCAGCUGUGACCGGCGAUGUAACUGUGACCUCACACACAGCAGCUGUGACCUGGCCAACGGGCAGUGCCUGUGCCACCCGGGGUACCAUGGUCUCUUCUGCAACCAGCCCUGUGAAGCUGGGAAGUAUGGCAGUGGUUGUAAAAUGAGUUGUGGUUUCUGUAAAGACAACCAGCUCUGCUCUGCCACUGAUGGUGCCUGCGAUGCCUGUGAGCCCGGCUGGAACGGUACACGAUGCGACCAGCCGUGCCCGUCUGGUUAUUACGGUGACGGCUGCCAGGAGAAGUGUCCACGUUGCAGAAAUAAUGAACCCUGUGACCCAAAAACUGGGAAAUGUUGGAGGUGUGACGCUGGAUGGACUGGACCCAGGUGUGAGGCGGCCUGCUCUAACAGGACGUUUGGAGAUGCCUGCAGCUUCCUGUGUGGCCCUUGUUUCCAUGGGUACUGCCAUCACAUGACAGGAAGAUGUGUCUGUCAGCCAGGCUUUCAGGGAGAGAGCUGUAACAGCAGCUGCCCCGCCCUGCAGUUCGGCCUCAACUGUUCCUCUGCCUGUGACUGUGGUGACGGGGUCCGGUGCCACCCAGUCUCUGGUGUCUGCCCCAACGGUGUCAGAGGUUCUGUACUAGCAGGCGUGCUGGUUCCUAUACUCCUGUUGCUCCUUGCUGUGCUCUGCUGCUGUUUGUGUUGUGGAGGAGGCCCUGUUGAUGGCAAAGACAGGGCAACUGUGGCUGAUGGAGGCUUGUCUGUUCGGAUGAAAUAUCACGUCUACAGCGUCCUGGCUAACAUCGGCGCUGCACUUCCCUGUAUCUCUGACUGGUCCUCUGGCCUGCCUCGUGUCACUGUAUCUCACCAUGACCCAGAGCUGACGUUCAACCACAGCUUCAUUGAGCCUCCUUCAUCUGGCUGGGUGACUGAGGGCUCGUCCUUCGACAGUGACGAGGAGGAGGGAGAGGCGCUCUACUGUGUCCCUCCAAGAGAAGACAUCCCGACGGUAACGGGCAGCGAGUUCCAGGAGAUGAGCUCGAAGUGUAACAUGUUCUUAGACCCAUCCGGCUUCAGCAGUGAGGACAUCACCUUGCCCUUCAACAUCCCUCGCACCUCCAGCAUCGCCAAGUCCAAGAGGCCAUCUGUUUCUUUUGCCGAGGGCACCCGCUUCAGCCCCAAGGAGAGGUGUGGCUCGGCUCAGGACGCUGGAGCUCUCCCUGGACGCAACAAACUCAAGUCACCCUGGGGGGUUUUGAUGCUCUCUGCCCUCCAAAGUCAGGGAGGUGCAGCGAGAACUGGGGAAGAAGAUGGAGCUGAGGGUGAAGAGCGGGGAGAUGAAGUGGAUGUGCAGGAGACAGACAACCAGGAAUCAAGCUGUGAGGUAGAGGACCAGGAAGUAGACAGAACCCCAUCCCGGGCCACCCUGCAGGUCCCCGGGGCAUCAGGACGAAGACGGACUAUGUCCAAUACAGCUGCUCAUAAAGGGAGCCAGCUGCCAACAUCUGCCUCUGAUGCUCAAGCGGGGGUCUCAAAUAAGGUCACCACAGUGUACGUGACGGUGGGUAAGGCAGGUAGGCCCGUGUCGAAACUGGAGUCGAGCUCUGAAGGCCCCGUUCAGGCAGUGCUACGGCGACUCGGCAGCCUCCAGAGACAAAGGGAGCAGGAGUCUGGAAGGCCCAAGCCCAAGGCAGCUGAGGGGAUCACCAAACCACCCAGGAAGAAGCUCGGAGCUCGGGCGAGUUUGUGGGAGCGGGGGGGGUCGUCUGGAGGGGAGGCUGGCGUAUGUAAGCCAAUCAGGAGAAAGCAUGCUUCCCUCAACUCCGCUGACACAGCUGGUGCUAAUGACGCUCCAUCAUCAGAGAGCGGCACUCCAAAAAGGCCACUGUCGUCCAUUUUGCAAAGCGUGCCAGAGGUGGCUUCAGCUGACUCAGGGUCAGAUCUGAGGGCUGAGGGAGACACAAGGCGGGAUGGUGACCCGUGUACAGGAAGAAUUGAGAGCAACUACCUGACUGUGGGACCAGCAGGAGACGCUGCAGGUCUCACUGAGGUCAUCGCCAAUGACGGCGCAGUGGUCAGUGUGAAUGAUGAACCCUGCUAUGAAAAUGUCAUGAUUAAACACUCAUAACCUCUAAGAAACUAAUAUGUCAGCAGGUCUGAUCCAAAAACAAAUGCAUAUUUAUUAUCCUGCACACAGGUAGUAACUACUGUCCAUCUGAGGAAAUUACAGGUCUGUGAUUCUUGAAUUAUGGUGUCAUUUGUUAAACAGUUAUGUACAAGUAUAGCUUGCAUUAUGCAGCAUUAACUUUUAGCCUAAAUUCUACAGAAUACACAUGAAAUUUAUAUUUUAGGUUGAAAGAAAAAGGAAACAAAUAAACUACAGAAUAUCAGAUGUGGUAUUUGGGUAAUUUCUCCUAACAAUACCACUGGUUACAUUCAGUAUCUCAAUUUUCAUAUGAACAAUUGAGCGGUAAUUGUUUUUAUUUGCUCCAGUGUUGAUGUUUUAUUAUCUGUAUUCAUACAAGUACUGUAAUAUCCGUGUCUGCUUCUUGACUCAGAAGGGAUAAGACUGGAGAAUGGUCUUUUAUGGAAAAAAUCACCAGGAAGACAGGAGCAUAUCAUAGUAGUUGUAAAACAUCAUGAACUGUGUUCUUUAUUCAAGCAAAAACAUAUAAUUUAAGCAUGCAAAUACGAUUUGAGUCUGCUCCUGUACUGAUAUUUUUAUUUGUCAUGGAUGAAAAUACAAGUAAGAACAGACUGUAACAAGUUGUAAUAUGUGAUCAAAUGUGACUCACUCUGAAUCAGUACUCAGUACACCCUUUAGACGUCUGUCAAAAGCUGCUACAAUUCAACAAGGCUGCUUUGUCAGUGUAUUAUAGUUUUAUAUUUAGCUCUCUUAUACAAGUCAGUAGAGGUCAGAAAACUGGAAUUGUAAGAAUGUUUUCACAUCUAGAUUACCUUACCUUUUCCAUCAAUAUGAGAAAAUGUUGUUAAUUAACAUAUCGACCAAGUCGCAAAAUGUUGAUACUGAACGCAUUUAGCAAAACGUUCACUUACAACUUUUUAAUUUGCUUUCCAGACAAUGUCCAAUUUUGCAAUACAAUAUCCACUCGCAGCAACUAAAGCAUGACUCUACUGUUUCAUGGUUGUGUUUAGGCACUUACAGCACCUGGUUAAGAGUAGAGAAAGAGAGAUCAUGUUCAAUUUAACUGAAGUCACAACCUUUUCCAAACCUCAACCAAAGCGCUUUUGUUGCCUAAACCUAACCACACGUGAGCCUCAGGAUAUGAACCCGGGGCUCUGGCGUCAAAGUCCUGCACUUUUAUGUAUGUGUGUAUAUAGCGCUUCCUAAACUAGAAAAAACGAUGCCAGGGAACAUAAUUAAAGCAACAAUUGGUAAAACAAAUUUUUGGAUAUUCAACUAAACAACCCCCCUGCCCCUGCACUCUCUCUGCUACUAGAGGAUGGAGAACAAGGGGGAUGCAUUUUGGUCGUUUUGCUAACAAGGGGGAUGGUAUCCCCCCUCAUGUUGCCUACUGGGAACAUCUGCAUGACCCCACGUCAAGAUUUUAUGACCCUUUGGUACAUGAAACCUCCAUCAUGUCAUGAGUGUUUUAUAUUUUCCUAUUCACUGUAUGUUCACAAUUAAUAAUGAAAAUAAACAUUUUAAAAAUUUGUA